AUGGACGACCGACCCUUUAACCUGCAACCGCCAGCGGCGAAGCCAAGAGGCCCUCAAAAUAUCGCUGAAUUCUGGGCCCGGGCACGCUCACAACCUGGCGGCAUCCAAGCCAUGGUAGCAGCUCGAAGAGCCGCCGCUGCUGAACAGAAAGAUGGUCAGAAUGAUGUUGAAAUGACAGAUUCCAACGAGGCCGAGGAACCUGCCGAGACCGAAGCUGAGGAGUCGACCGAAACCCCGGAUAUUAACGCCGUACGGGCUGAACUCCUUCAACAAACCCAAGCCGCCCUGGCAACAUCAAACUGGGCCCUCGACUUCCUUUCCCUGCUAAUCUCCAGGGAGAUGCCGACUCAAGCUACCAGCACACUCAGCCAAGAAACACGCGCGACUGUUGGUCUCGGUACCCUAGGCGCCACCAUGCUCGCAGCGCCCACCGCCCUGGCCCAGUCAAGAGAGACGGAGAUGAGAAUGACAGCUAUAGGCCAACGAUACCUGGCGUUGGACAACUGCAUCAGCAUGGCGAAGCCUGCACAGUCAAGAUUAGAACACCAGAUCCAGGCUGAGGAGAAGUACUGGGCCGAGGUGUCCACAGUCAAGGAAGCCGGCUUCAGAGUUGCUCGCAUGGCUCAGGAACCACAAACCAUGUGUGUCAGCUUUGGCUUCUUGAACGCCGCCCCAGAGUUCAAGAACAGCGGGAUUGCACCGCUGAGAAGAGCCGACGAUGGGUCCGUCAAGUUGGAGCUCGGAAGAAGGGGCGGUGGAUCUCGGCGCAUACGCGUAAGGAUUCUCGAGAACGACAAGGUUGUCGGACAAUCGUCGUUGCCGGAUCCGUUGCCAGAAAACGCAACACUUGUCGACCGUGUCAAGGAUGCACGCAAUACCAUUUUUGCUCAAGAGCUGUGGCAUGAGAUCAACAGAGAAGCGAGAACGCUUGGCGGCCGCAAUGUGCGGAUGUCCAGAUCUUCUGUCACGUACGCCAUGAGUCCAACCUCGACCAUGUCGGUCGAGCUUGCCUCGCUGGAGGAAGAGAAUGCAAAGGACACAGCAGGCUCACCAAGACCAAAAGACGAUGUCGCCGAAACGUUGAGCCUAGCCUUGGCCCUACAGCUUUCCCACGCCCACAAAAUCAAUGAAAGGCGGCGGGAGGACAGGAACGCGGUUCAAACCUCGGCUCCGGUGUACUCCCUCCUCGGCCCCAUCGUCUCGUGGUUCGAACACGAUAGGAACAUCGCCCAAUUCAUCCAGCAUCUCCUCGCCUAUUCAAAGGCUCUACGCUCCGCCGGCCUGCCCGCUUCAGUUCUCGUAAGGGAACCGCCGGUCCGCACACCACCCGGCGCGGGCACAGCAGCUGACUCGGAAAAUAUCGGCCCGGUAUUGUACAGCCCUUCAGCGGUGGAGUUUGACGUGGACAUCACGCCUCAGUCUCGACUGAGGGUGAUGGUCAAACCUCCCCAGUCUGACGGCCCUCGUUUCGCUGUGUGGACUUUACCGUCACCGCCAUCGUCGCAGCCGGGGAGUGGGAAUCCGCUGCAGAGCGUGUUUCCGCCCAGUCCGGACGAGUACUUUGAUGCUAAUGACGCGUUGUGGUAUAUCAACGGGGCUGUGCCGAGGGCGUUGACGGCGCAUUCCAUGUUGGUGCUGGAGGGGUUGAAAGGGAACUCCUCUUCGGGGGAGGAGGGUCUCGCGAGGUGGGCUACGAGGUCGGAUGAGAAGGGGUUGGUGGAUGAGACGGGGGGUUUUGGGAUCGGGUUUGAGUUUACCUUUAGUGAGGGUGGUCCUGAGUUGAGGGUGACUGGGGCUUUUGCGGAAGGGGGGGAGAAGGUCAGCAGGCAGUGGGUUUGGGGUUUGGGGAGUCAGGCGGGUGAGGCUCUGGAGGAUGUGGUCAGGCAGGUGCUCUCUAGCUGUCUUGAUACUUAG
Molecule: messenger RNA, 1914 nt
Organism: Podospora bellae-mahoneyi
Lineage: Eukaryota; Fungi; Ascomycota; Sordariomycetes; Sordariales; Podosporaceae
Gene: SRB4
Product: RNA polymerase II mediator complex subunit
Exons: 1
Coding region: 1-1914 (637 amino acids)
Biological process (GO): regulation of transcription by RNA polymerase II
Cellular component (GO): core mediator complex; mediator complex
Molecular function (GO): transcription coregulator activity
Source: RefSeq, a predicted model, not a curated record